GCUGCUGGUUCCCUCGACAAGGGUUUUGGAAAAUAGCUGGAAAUAAGGGCUGUACCACAUGAUUGUGAUGUCACUACCUGGGGUAUAAGACCGUUGGAAGUCACGCCCCUUCUCUCUGUCCUCAAGCCUCUUGAGAUGUGUGCCUAUAAUAAAUAACGCCGUGAUGAAUGGCUAAACUUGAACUGCUGAGAUUAUUCACCUUUCUGCUGCAGGAGACAAAAGAUGCUGCAAUUUGUUCUCCAAAAAACAACCCUUGCUUUUUCCAAACUCCAAACAACCCAAAGGCACUUUUAAGAGCCACGUCUGUCUUGUUAAACUGUCCUUGCUGUGUUGUACUUCAUAGCCUCUUCCUAUCUCUCUUUUUCUUUCUCUGUCUAACUCUGUUGUCAGUCUUUCGUCUGUGUCUCUUCACUAUAAUGAGUGAUUCUGUUCUCGAGGAUCUCCUGAGAAGCGCAGAUGAGCUGGUUGACCAGAAAGAGUUCAGGGAUGACCUACGGAGUGCUGAUGAUUUGCUUUGUAAACUGGAAGCAGCAAGAGCAGUGCCAUCAGUGCGAAAGGUGUGCUGGAAGAAGAGAGACAGUGAGGGAAACUUGAUCUUUGCAAGACCACGUUCAACCCGGAAUGACUCCAAUCAGGCUGGCUGCAGUCGUAACACUGAUCCCCCCGUUGAUGCUCCUGACUGUGAUCUGGUAUUUGCUCCAGCUAUCGCUCCAGAGACUGUUGAGGGGUUUCUACGAGAUCUCCAGCAGUCUCUGAGCGAUACUACAGGAGAUGAGGUGGUAGCACAAACCCCAAGUGAUUCUCUGCUGGCGUCGACCAACUGGAGCACUCGAAAAAGUUUUUUUUCAGAGAGCUGGAGGGCAGCGAGACCACAUCUGGUUAACACCGUAGUGGCCCAAGCAAAUGUGGGAACACACAUUUGCCAACAGUGUUGGAGCAAAACGUCUGUUGUCCGGUGCCGAGAUUGCCAACCACAUCCCUUCUUCUGUGCUGACUGUGAUGUCAGCAUGCACACCAGACACCCCCUCCACAACAGAGAUGCUACCACUGCAGGUUACUUCCAGCCAUUGGCCUCAACAACACAUGUAGUAAAUAUGGCCCUUUGCUCCUGCGUGCGGUUUGUACCUGUGGAGAUCCCGGACACAAUCUGUGGUUGUGCAUUGAGCCUCAAGCCAGGAAAGACUGUGACUGUGAUCACAAUGAAUGGGAAGAAUGUUUGUCUUGUUUCUUAAGAUAGAUGUUAUUGAAGUUUCUUCUUGAUAAUAUCCAACCCUUCUCAAAGACAUGUGGGAUAGCUUGUUUAUUAAAACUUAACAUGGGUAUUGAGUAAAGAAUACCAAAUGCAUUAAAAACACCUUGUCUGUUUUUCAAG
Molecule: messenger RNA, 1372 nt
Organism: Gymnodraco acuticeps
Lineage: Eukaryota; Metazoa; Chordata; Actinopteri; Perciformes; Bathydraconidae
Exons: 6
Coding region: 168-1232 (354 amino acids)
Source: RefSeq, a predicted model, not a curated record